GUCCUCAGGACACCAUCUCUUGGCUCACUGUUCGUGCCAUAGCCCCUUUGAGAAGAGAACACGGUGGCUGGAAGAGCGCUCUUUCGACUCACCCGCCUGCGCGCGCCUUUGUCGAGCUUCCGCACACCGCUCAGGUCUUCUCCUAGGGCCCAACAGUUACUCUGCUCCCACUCCAAGCUUCCUCUAGUGCGGCGGUCUCCUAUCCCUGCACAAAAUUUGAACAUGGUAAAGUCUGGGAAACCUGGCUUCUACGCCGUCGCUCGGGGACGCGUCCCCGGUGUCUACACCACCUGGGACGAAUGCCAAGCGCAAACAGCUGGGUUCGCUGGUAACAAGCAUCACAAAUUCGCCUCCCUCGAGCAGGCGAAACAAUAUCUCACCGAACACGGCGUUCCUACCGGCUCCGUGAACAGCACGUCCGCAGCCUCCUCUUCAACCCCCUCCUCCUCGCGCACUCUACAGCGUGGCUCCGCGCUUCGUGGAAGAACCCAUGGAAGCACACCCUAUGCCCGUACCCAACCCCCUGCUGCGAAGACGUCGCAGGACUCGGCGCGCUCUGGCAGCUCGAAUUCACAAUGGGCCGCGCUCGCCUCCGAGGUCAUAGAAGAUGAGUCCGGUUGGGAUGUCGUCUACUCCGAUGGUGCGUGCAAGGGCAACGGCAAGACAGGCUCGAUCGCUGGCGUCGGUGUCUGGUGGGGACAAAAUGACGCAAGGAACAUAGCAGAAAGGUGUCCUGGCGGACAGACAAACAACCGCGCGGAGCUCAUCGCGAUCGUUCGCGUCCUCGAGACAACUCCACACACGAAGCGGCCGCUGCUCAUCAAGACCGACUCAAAGUACAGCAUCAGCUGCUUCCGACAUUGGAUGCCGAAGUGGCUGAAAAACAACUUCCGGACCGCCUCCGGAGAGCCUGUCAAGAACGCGCCCCUCAUCCGAUAUCUUUCUGCGCUGCUCGACUUGCGCGCACGCGAGGGUCAAAAAAUACAUCUACAAUACAUCAAGGGUCACGCCGGCCAUGAAGGCAAUGAAGGCGCAGAUCAGCAGGCGAACAUCGGCGCAACAUUACCCUCGGAGCCUGAGCGCGACUGGGAGGCACUCAUGAGCGCGACGUUCGCGUCAGGCAACAGUGGAGACGCGGCAUCGUCACAGAAGAAAGCAGGGACGGCAGCCAUGUCAAAUUCUGAGCUCGAGGCGUAUGCGGCAGGGCUAGGGGACGACGAUGAGCUCUUGGAUGAGUUGAGUGGCGCUUGAUUCCUGUGUGAUAUUCGGGUUUAUCGUGCAUGUACCUGAGAGCGUACGCAUGAAGUCGCUCUUCGAACGCCUCCCAACGCACCACUCUCUGAAUU
Trametes versicolor FP-101664 SS1 is the source of this 1346-nucleotide messenger RNA. RefSeq lists its product as uncharacterized. The transcript is spliced from 8 exons. Gene Ontology annotation, molecular function: RNA-DNA hybrid ribonuclease activity; magnesium ion binding; nucleic acid binding. Lineage: Eukaryota; Fungi; Basidiomycota; Agaricomycetes; Polyporales; Polyporaceae. The record is from RefSeq and is a predicted model, not a curated record. Bases 223 to 1251 code for a protein of 342 amino acids. Gene Ontology annotation, biological process: DNA replication, removal of RNA primer.